GUCGCUCGGGGGAGGUGUGUCGACGCGCGUCCAUCCCGCUCCAUUUCGCUCUCGCGGCGCGUUCGCGGUGCGAUCAAACGUGCACGAGUGUGCGUCGCGCGCGUGUGCGUAUCUAUACAUAUACACGACACGCGCACACACGUCCGUAGGAGCACAUAUGUGCGUUACACAGUGCGACAGCAGCAAAGUGGUCGAGCGUGCGUGUGUCGGGAGCACCGCUGGAUAUACGUGAUCGGCCGUCUCUGACCUCUCCUCCCUAUCUCUCUCUUAUUCUUUUUCCUCCUCCUCCCCCCUCGCCUCCCCCGUUUCGCGAGCGCACCAAAUGUUCGCGCCGCAUGCCCCGAGUGCACGCAGCACUGCCGCCGCUCGUUUUCGUCGCCGUCGUCGUGCCGUCUGACGGCGCGUCCGCCGUUCGGCAAACAAUCAUCGCGUUCCGAUACGGUGGAUGACUCCGCCGGGAACGAAUCCGUAAAGGAAGAAGAAGAAGAAGAGAAGAAGAGGAGGAGGAGGAGAAGCGCGAGAGGAAGGGAGUGAAGUUGGCGCUUAUCGCGCGCGCGACAGGAACGAGAUUCAAGAGCGCCUCGCGAAAUAUUCUCCGAUCGUGCGCGAAUCUCCCUCGCGGUUUCUUCGCUCUCUUUGUAUAGAGAUAUAGAUACGUAUAUAUCUCUCUCGUUCGUCGCCUACAUCCGGAGCCAUUUUGCCGAAAUGAAAAUAAUAGCGCGAGCCGUCGCGUUCCCCGCGCCCUCGACUCUGUUCGCGUGGGUCCUCCUCGUGUGGUGCCACUGUGCGUGCUCGGUGGUGCACGCGAAGUCGCUGCACCACCUGAAGACGUCCACCGUCGACAACGGCACCGAGAUCGUCGCCAACUGCGACCUGAUCAGACCGUUCUUCGAUACCAAGAACAUCACGCUCGUGCCAGCCGCUGAGGAUUUUUCGAACACGACGUGCUACGGCAAGUGCUGCAGCAAGGAGAUGGAGGAGCGUUUGAAGCGACAAGCCCGGCUAGACUUCCACAAUCUGAUUCAUCAUCACAGCAGAAGUUUGCAGGGUCUCCUCGUCACCACCGCCGACGCACUCAGAGACACGGUGAUUGUCCUGCUACGAAAGUCGGAGAACCAGACGCUGAGCACGUUCAACAAGGUGUACAGCUCGCUGACGAUGGUGAGCAGGCCCUUGAUCCUGUCGCUCUAUCAGACGCUGGUGGACUACGUGUCGCCCUCCAACACCCCGGACGAUCUCCAGCAACCGUUGACGCGGGAGACGUUGCAGGAACAUUUCCGCGACUUCUUCAAGAGUCUCUUCCCCAUCGCCUAUCGUAUCAUCCUCAGUCAGCAGGAUCGCCAGGAUUUCACCAAAGCGUUCAAGACCUGCCUGUACAACACGAUGGACGACAUACAGCCAUUUGGCGACUUGCCGCAAGAUACUUAUAAGAAGAUCAGCAAGAGCCUAGAAGCUACCAGAGUGCUGAUGCAGGCUCUAAGUCUCGGCAAGACUUUUCUUGACAAGACCGACAGCGUAUUAUUCCCCGCCGACAGUAGCAACAAUCCUCAACAAGAGGCCUGUUAUAACGCCCUGCUCAGGAUGACCUAUUGUCCAAAAUGCAAAGGAAUCGGAAAGGAUGUGCGGUCCUGCAACGGUUUCUGCAUGAAUGUAAUAAGAGGCUGCCUGACACAGCCAGCGUACGAGUUGGAUCUCGCAUGGUCCGGUUACGUGGAAACGGUCGGGAGGCUCGUCGCAGUGGUGGACAACGAUAACAAUCCUCUGGAACUGAACAUCAAGAAUGCCGUCAGAGAUUUGGACACCCGCAUUUCGGGGGCCAUUAUGUACGCGAUGGAGAGAGGCCCGUCGCUCGAGGAGAAGGUGAGAAAGAUGUGCGGUCGUGCGGAACUGCUACCUUCGGACGACGUAAACCCAGUGUACUCGAAUGCAGCUGCGAAAUCGUCCGUGUCACUCGGCAAGGUGCACGCAGCUGCGUCGUCGUCGUUAACGUUCCUCGCGCACGACGACCUGCUGGAGAGACUGCACAAGCAAAUAGGUAACUUUAUGGCGAGCUUCGAGACGUCCCGCUUCUUCUACAUGAUGCUAGCGGACACGAUCUGCGAGGAAUACCCCCGCAAACAUUGCUGGAACGGCGAACGCAUCGGAGAGUACACGAAAACCGUGGUGGAUUCCAGUCCGAAUGCUCAGAGAUACAAUCCUGAAAUCACGUUAACGACGACGUCGUCGACGCCGGUUACUUACGCCGGCAGCACGAAUAUCAGCGCGCUCAUUGACCAAUUGAGGCACAUUAAUCAGCUGGUACAAACGCAAUUGGCGUCCUCACACGACUUCGGUAUGUUCCUGGCCGACGAAGCCCAGGACGGUUCCGGAAGCGGAGACAACCCGACGCAUCCUUACGGCGAGAUUGACGACGACGAGGACAGUCACGGCGAUCCCGAUGAAGACGAGGGGUCCGGCUCCGGGGACGGAACAGGUUCGUCAGAUUCGAGCCGAGGGGCGUCAGAUCCGGCGACGAAAACCCAGAACGAAAAUCGCGGUGCCAGAUCGUCGGCGAUCUUGCUGCCAAUCACCUUCGCUAUUGUUUGCGCAUCGCUUAUCGCUUAAUCGGCCAUAUCGCUGAGACGAGAGACGGGAGGAAGGGACGAUUUCAAUCUUUUCUUCCCAUAGCCAACACAUAGACGAGACGUAGAUAAGGAAAGAUAGACUAGAUCCUGCGAUCGGAAAGAUCGUUAGCGGAUCGAAUCGAUCCGUUUCACGCGGGUCUCUUCCGGCGUCGACAAGAAGAAAGAAAGAGAGAAAGAGAGAGAGAGAGAGGAAGAGAGAGAGAGAGAGAUUCAGUGCCCGCCGGAAUCGUAUAUAACGCACUAUUGAUAAUUUAUCGGUGGCAGCGUGUUGGGCAGCGAAGCGUACUGUUCCUGCCGCGAGUCCCCUGUUGGAGGCACAGGGUGGUUUUCAAUGAUAUAUCGAUGCGCGGGGAGUGCGGGAGACAGAUUGGUAAAAGUAUACGAGAAAGAGGGAGGAAAAAAUGCGGCGAAAAAGGAAAGAAAAUGAAAAGGAGCGAGUCGCGCCUGAGAUGUCGCGCUUGUACAACGCGAUGAUAAAUCUUGGGAUGCUUCCGAGAUGAAAUUUUUCGGCAAAAAAUUCGCUAGUUCCUUAUAUAUAGAAAUCCGAUACCGUGGAACUGGAACGUGUAAUGUUCUCCUCCGUGGAAUUCGAAAUUUAUGGCUCUAAAAUUUAAAUAGGAUUUUUCUCCAGAGUUAUAUAUUUUCGCGGAGAGAAACUUGCGGACUUUUUUAAAUCUGGAUAUAUUGAUUUUUUUACGAUCAUGCGGGAUAUUUAUUCUUCCUAGUUCCGAAGGAACGAGUCAGCAUUGGUACACAUAUAUAUCGUUUCAGUCCCAGAGUAUCGAGACGAUGAUCGAGAAUCGUUAUUAAUAUCUAGGUCGGGAGGAAUGCAAAUCAGUAUUCUCUCCAUUAUUUUUUUCCAUGGGAAAUUUUUCCGAAAGAAAUUUACGAUUUUAUUUUGCGAUAGAGUGUUGCACGAACAAAAUACGAUCGUAAGCCAAAGUUAUUAGUGAAAAGUAUUACGUAUAUAUUCGUCGUUGUUAAAAUUACGAGGCCAUAAACAAAAUUAUCCUACGAGGAAUCUUAUCAAAUCGCGCGCGAUAAUGUCAUUAAAGUCAAAAAGGUAUCAGGAUGUGGACACUCGUCCAUUUAGAAAUAUCAAGCGCGCCUAAUAUCUUACCGACUUCUUGACUUAGCGUAUGCUCUCUCUCGCGAAACAUCAUAGACAACAACGUAAAUCUAAUCGCGCGAAUCUCCGACAAAAUUAUUUCAUCAAACGGGAAAAUUUUUCAAGUCAUGCUGGUAUUAUAUAAGAAUGCAGGAUGGUCGCGAACCAUCGAUCGCCGGUUUCAGGAGGGACAAAACUUCCGAUUCGAAGGUCGACGAGUCUCACUGUCCGUUUAUCUUUCGCGAGAGGGGAAAAAGUAUGUCGCGCCGCUCUGAGAAAUGGCUUCGAGCAACGUUGUCUCUUCUCUGUUACAUUGGAUGUACAUUUUGUUAGUUGCAAGUUGCAAGUAACGUAUGAAAAAUUGGCUAACAAGCGCCUAGAAAAGACUGCAAUCGCGAAUCGCGAAAAGAUUCAGGGAGAAAAAGAGAGAGAGAGAGAGAGCUGAUAGCGCGCCGAUAACUCUGAUAGAUAAUUAGUUGACAGAUUCCAUUCUUGCCUUUACAGGGCGGUAUUCGAUCUGUUUAUGGAAUCUAGACGUUUUCACUCAAAGUUUAUUCCGACAAAUGUAGAAAUAUUUUAUUCGGGAUUUACGUCUUUAUCUCUUGUUAAUUUAUAUCUUUAUCUCGUCUUUGUUACAAAAGUAAAAAAUUAUUUAAAUAAGAGAGAUAUUGAAAUCUAAAUUUUCUAACACAUCGAUUAGGUGUUUCUCUUUCUUCAAUCUUGAUAUUAUUUAUUACAGAACUAAAUUUGUUCUCUUUAUUUGUACAUAUAUCUUAUUUCCAUUUUUUUUAAAUUUAUUUUCUCGAUGAUCAUUGAAUCAUAUAAAGUCUAAAUUCGAUAUCUCGUGCGAUCACGUUCGGUGCCGAAUACCAGAUGUACAUAUGUACAUGCAAAACGAAAGUAUUUUACCUUCACUUGCUCUUGUAUGACUCGUGCAAGAAGUCGUACGCAAAUAUCGUUAUAUUCUCGAGCCAAUCGGCCGCGAAUCGUGCGCCAACCAAACAGCAGUCACGUUAAUAAUAACGUGUGUGCCUCGUGUAUUUCUCGUGCGCGCUGUUCUCCGUUUUUUGUAUAAAGCAGGGAAAAGUGUCUUUUUCGCCCGCUUCGGCGGAUGUCGUCAUCGAUAUAUUAUUAUUAGAAGAACGACAAAGGGGGGAGGAGGCCAUAUAUUAUCAUCCGAACGUCGGUGAUAACGCGCAUAUAUAUGCCAUAUAUAAAUAUAUAUAUAUAUAUACAUUAUAUACGUACGAAAGUUAACUGCCAAAAUGCCAGUUACUACGCGAUCGAGAGCUGAUUUUUACUCGAGACGAUAAUUAUUAUUCGCUGCGCGAACCUUGAGAUCCCUAUGUAAAUGUACUAGUGUGCGAUACGUCUUCUCUGCGUGAGUAUACACUCUUCUGUGAUUUAUCUUUCACUUUUCCUUCCUAGAAAAAAGGGGCCUUUUUAACGCAGCAGACACAAAAAAAAUUUGUCGAAUAAAAUAAAACAAGAAAAAAAAACAAAAAAAAAACCCCGCGACUCGCUCCCGCUGAAAUAUUUUCGAGUUUUUUCAAGUAGAUAUUGAUCCGGAUAAUUUGCCGGAAAUUACGUAAAUAUAUAUGUCAUUCUAGAUCGUAAUCAGUAGUCUCUCGAAAAAUCGUCGGUAUCGUGGAUCAUUCGACAUUCGCAUCAAAGUAAUACAUAUACAUUUCUUUUUUAUUAAUUUUACAUACAUAUAUUUUUUCUUAUUUAUUUUUCAUUAUUAAUUAUUUUAAAAGUUGGAAGAAAGUAAAUCUUCUGCCAACUAAUUAUAUAAUUGAUCAUUUUUUAGCUUGUAAUGUAGAAUCUAAUCAGCACAAUAAAUUUUCUUAUUUAUAAUUAUUUUUUCACAACACACAGUGCAAUAACAUUGGAGAUAUAUUCAUCGCAAAUCAUGAUAUUAACAAACAGUAUUAUAAGUUCGAUGAUACAAUUGCAUUAUGGUACAUUUUUACAUCAUCUUGCAUAUUAGAUUAUUCUUAAAAAGGAUAUCUAUUCAGAGCUGACAUAUUAAUUAACGCGAUCGAUCAUAAAAUGAAGCUCUGUGACAAUUUUAUUUUCAUCGUAGAAGAAAUGUCAAUAUUUUUUGGAAAUUUUGCCAACGUAUUAACUAAUUGAAAAAUACGUAACGUAAAAUACGUAACGUGCCAAAUCGGUUUACGUUCUCUCUAAUAUUCAAUUAUCAUGCAUAAAUUAAUUAAUAAGAGCGCAAAUAUUCUAGUGGUAUUGCAAUUUUGAUAUUUUUAAAUCAUGAUGUUACGUUUAUAUUAAAAAAGAAAAUAGUUAAAUUUUUACAUUUUUAUAUACUUUGAUAUUUUUCAUGGAAAUACUUUGAAAGAGAUUUUAAUCUCUCGUUUUGCAUUGUCACUUCUUCGUGCGGACUUUUUCGCGCUUCCCGAAUAAUUUUCGCGAUUAAUUCAACGAUAAUUCCAGAUUGAGAUCGUCGUCGAUGAUCCACGAUCGCGAUUCAGUAAAGAUAACUAAUCUUGAAUAUCUCGAUGCCGUUAUUUUUCUUAAUGUCCAGAGCGUUCCAUGACGCAAGAUUCUUUCUUGGAUCGAUAUCUUAUAUAGCAUUACGAUAUUAACCAGCCGAAUUGUAUCUCAUUAUUAAAAUUAAGGGUAUUAUCCCGUCACGUUUUUCACGCGCACAUGACUCGCACAUUUAACUUGACGGUAAAAGUCGAAAGAGGGAACUAUUUCCACUGUGUUAUAUAUAUAUAUACGCGAAACCGAGGAACUUUCGACGUUCUCGUGGCAAAUUUUGUGCACAUGACACUUGAAUCUGGCGAUUUGCUUUUUAAAUCAAUCAGAAUGCUUUUGAGACUCUGAAAUGAUUGCAUAUUUCCUAAUUAAUAUAUUAACUAUAAUAUUAUUAAAAAAUGAUAGUUUAUGACGCGUAAAAUUACGAGAAAAUGGUGACUUUAUUUUUUAUUUUAUAUAUUAUAAUCGAAAAUUACAUAAAUUAUUUGAAAUUAAUUUUGUUAUUUUAUAUACAUGUAUAUAUAUUUUUUUUCUUGAGGAGAGAGAAGAAAGCGAUUUAUUUGCGAUACACUAGCUAAAAAUUUUAUUGUUCUGAUUGAUUUGAUAUAAGAAAGUAUAAAAAUGAUAGUCGGCAACAAACAAAACAUCGUUUCUUCGAGGUAGCGCGAGUCGCGACGUUUCGGCGACGCCGUAUUCGUUUUGUAUAUUUGAUUUUCGGAUAUCUUUGAGGAUGAGUGAGUGCCUUUCUGAAUAUCCCUGGCCGUAGCGUCGCGUCGUCGUUCUUUGGAUGAGAGAAAGAGUAACCCGAGUGACUACUCGAAUAAGGGUGCGGAACCGAGCUCUUUCUCGCUAUAGCGUACAUGUGUAUAUGUCAGAAUAUAUAUAUAAUGAUAGCUUUCUCUUUUCCUUUUGUAAUUUCUUCCAUCGUACACUCGCCUCUAACGUUUCUACGUGAGCUCUCCGAAGAUAUCUAGCAGCUUCGCAAACAUUUAUUCCAACAUUGUGUUAGGAUAACACAUCGCGUGGGCGAAAGAGCGGAUGGUUUGCAAAUUGAUAGAAAUGCGAUUGAAUUAUAGAAGCGAGAUAUGUUUGAAUAAUCUUGAGACGGUAAUCUCUCAUUUCCGAUUUGGCCAACGAUAUAGACCUCUCGAUAUAAAAUAUUCAACACAUCUAUUUUAAACGACCUUAUUUUAUAAAUUAUUGAAGUAAAUAUCUAUUAAAAAUAAGAUCAAAUCAAUUGCCUUUAGUUUUAGAUAUAUCUUGUGAAAUUGAAUUCAGAAACGUCCCUCGUGUGAUUUAAAGUGUUGAGGAUUCUACCCCGCACAACAUACAUCUCAAAAUGAAAGUAUUGCCUUUUACAGAUAUAUAUUAUUAAAUAUUUGUACGAAACUCUCAAAAUAUUACAAUGAUAUUUUUUUCUUCAGAGAUCUCAAAAUUGGAUAUCAAGUCUAGAUACUAAAAAUAAAAGAAUAGAUAUAUAGGAUUCUUAAAGUGACUAUCUAGUUUGGAAUUAUAAAAAGCUUUUAAGAAAAAAAUAUAAAUACAUAAUUUAAAUAAAAUAUAUACUCAUGGAUUUAAUUUAAUUAUUAGUUUCGUGACCAUCAAUAUCUUUAUAUUAGACUUUAAAACGAUCAAUUUUUUCACGGAAUAAACUUAUAAAUACAUAAAAUUGUUAAUAAUAAUGGACAUGCCGUUAUAACAAUUUUUUAAAACAUCUAUAAUUUUAUCAAAAAAGUCACUUUAGAAAUAUCCUAUAUGUAUGAAAUUUAAAAGAAAUUAGGCGUUUUCUCUCUCAAAGAAAGCAAUAUAUAGCAAUGAUUUUAUCAUCAAAUCGCUAACGAAGGAAAUUCGAUAUCUGAAUCCGUUUUGCGAUGAUCCAAUUAGAUCAUUUAUAUCCAUUUAUUCGAUGAGAGAGAGAGAGAGAGAGAACAACAGCCCAUGACAAACGCCGAUUCACUCUCUUGAACGUGUCAUUGUCCGGGAGAUCUCUUCCCUUUCAGAGCUCUAAUAAGAUCGAAAUCCGGUGAAAGAGAACGAACCGGACUCGCCAUGGUGAUGCCCGUAGCGCAAAGAGCCCUAAUUCAGCGUGGGUCAGGCAUGCAAUUGUUCGACUUUACCGUCGUAAUUCGUCAAUUUCGCAGGCUUUUGUCGGGCAUAUUUAAGCAGCGCAUUCAGACAAAUCUCUCAAACGUGCGCGCGACUCGUCCUUACGUCUGCCAACAUCGGUCGGUCUUGGACCCUCGUUGCCUCGUUUCCUGGUGACGAUUUCGAUACAGAUACUAAUUUGUCAUAGUACGCGUAAACGAUAAUGUAACAAUGUUUAGAACGAUAAUGUAACAAAAUUUAGAACAAUUAUAACGUUGCGUCAAUUAAUAUCUUAUUUCAUAUCAUUAGUAUUAUUAUUCUAACAUUGCCGAGAUAACAAUCAUCAUACGUGCUGGUUUCAGAAAAUGUGCGUUAUACGUUUAUUUAAACUUAACAUGAAGAUCGUUCAAGUCAUUAACAUAAUCAGGAAAUUGGAGUUUAUAAGACUGAAGAUGUGUGUGGGGGAUAAUGUCCGUGUUGAUACGGCUUUAAUUUAAUGGCUAAUUUAAUGACAACGAUCCGCUCUUUCGUCAUCAAAAUUUGCGAGAGAAUAAGGACAAGGAGAGAGAUAAGCGGGUGCUGUAGAAAAUGCGAGUUACACACGAUGCAAGAAAAUAGAAAUGAGAAUGUGAAAGAGAGAGAAAGAGAGAGCGAAAAAGAAGGAAAGUGAUCUGUAAAUAUAUAACGAAUGCCUGCUGUAUUUAUAUAGUUAUUAAUACGUUAAAAAUAUCGACCUAAAUGAAAGUAGCAGCUAAUAAAGCAAUUAUUAAAGUAAUUAUCGACGAAGUAACCGUUAAUUAUAAUGUUGAAGCGAGUCUAAUUAUAUUAUGAUAUGCGUAAAGGAAACAUAUGCGAAGAUGCGAACGCGGAAGGAAACUCGAGCGAUCGAUUAGGAAUACAAUUUUUUCUUUUUUCUUUUUUUUUUUUCAUCAAUACGCGUAUCGCAUCUCUCGUUGUUAUUGCCAUUUGCCUCGUAUAGCGAAGCGGUUUGUCUCCUUAUCUUGAGAUUUUCUUCGUUUAUCUUGUGAGAGCGAAUGCGGGGAACGAGACGCGAACGAAAUACACGAACAAUCGUUCUUAUAAUCGUUCGAUCGAAUCGCUUUGUAAUUAUACCUAUGUAAUUAAGAAUGAGAGAGAGAGAGAGAGAGAACGAACAUAUGUGUGUGUGUGUCUAUAUGUGAGAGAAAAAGAGUGCGCGCAUUUGUUCCGAUUACACUGUAUAACAAUUAUUAGUCUAGCAUGAUGCAUAUUUUAUCGUACGUACUAACAAGAUCCGUUGUUUUUUUUACGGAACCAUUGCGUUACACACUUAGCUAUUUAAUGCGUCUUGCAAUAUUUAUUGUUGCGCCUUGCGUUUACUAUGUGAUAUAGGGCUACUUAUAUUAUUAUCUCGUCGCGUUCUUGUUUCACUAUCUAAUUGGGCGAGAAUCAACGCGCGUUUCCCGACGUCGUCGGGCGAAAGGAAGGAGAUCAACUGUUCGCGUUGCUCCAUCGAUCGUUUAUUGCACUUCGUUUAAUUACAUAAUCGUCCGAACUGAUUAUAAACUCGUCGCGAUAACGAUGUUGACGACGUUAAUUAUACAUACAAUCGCGAUUGUAACAGAUUAAUUUUCUUCAUAUGUGAUGAUUCCACUAUUCUAUCAGAUUGUAAUAAAAAUAGCUUUGCCUAUUAUUUCAAAAAUUCUGAAAUAUCUCGACAUUUUUAUCGUAGAAUUAUAGACAAACUAACAAAAUUCAAGCUGUGAAAGUAUAAUCCCCUUCCCUCCCCUCCUUCUCCUUCGACUUUUAAAGAGGCAAUUUCGAUUCGUAGUUAGACAAGCGAAAAUAGUGUAUGUAACAUGAGAUAGUUUCGAUCACGCGCAGUCCUCUCGAUUAAGUCACUAACCCAAAUUGAACGAGAAAGCGGUAGUAAAGUGAGCGUAGGUAAAAAGAAGAUGCGACAGAGAGGGAGAAGAAUGCGAACGAUGAUCGUGAGCAAUCUACAUAUGUAUAUAAUGUGUCUACGCGUACAUUCUUGUGUGCCUGUAUGCGCAUUCUUAUAUACAUACAUUAUACCUACACACGCACGCGUACAGGAACGUGUACCUGCGCGCGCGCGCGCGCGCGCGUUAUCAUAAGUGUUAUACGAGAGAUUAAAAUUAUUAUUAAUUAUUAUCGCGGUUAAUUCAGUCGCGACGACGCGUACACGUCAAUCGGCGACGAUCUGUAAAAACUGUUUACGAGUGAAUGACGAAUAAAAUAUUAUACAACAA
Messenger RNA from Camponotus floridanus (Florida carpenter ant), 10568 nucleotides. RefSeq names its product division abnormally delayed protein (gene dally). The transcript is spliced from 8 exons. The record is from RefSeq and is a predicted model, not a curated record. Bases 706 to 2604 code for a protein of 632 amino acids. Gene Ontology annotation, cellular component: extracellular region; plasma membrane; cell surface. Gene Ontology annotation, biological process: cell migration; regulation of protein localization to membrane; positive regulation of canonical Wnt signaling pathway. Lineage: Eukaryota; Metazoa; Arthropoda; Insecta; Hymenoptera; Formicidae.